Molecule: messenger RNA, 3633 nt
Organism: Trematomus bernacchii (emerald rockcod)
Lineage: Eukaryota; Metazoa; Chordata; Actinopteri; Perciformes; Nototheniidae
Gene: wnt5a
Product: wingless-type MMTV integration site family, member 5a
Exons: 5
Coding region: 1038-2174 (378 amino acids)
Biological process (GO): cell fate commitment; neuron differentiation; canonical Wnt signaling pathway
Cellular component (GO): extracellular region
Molecular function (GO): cytokine activity; frizzled binding
Source: RefSeq, a predicted model, not a curated record
CAGUGUGCUAGUUUGUGAGAGGAGGCGACUGAAGCAGGUGAGAGAGGAAAGCGGAGUGGAAGCGAUAGUCGGUGAAACUUCCCUGCACUGCAACACACACAGACGGUGUGGAAGGACGACAGACUCGGAGCCUCAGCAAAGCCGCUGUUCACACGCUGUGCUCUUUUCCUCCCCCUGGUACCGUGCGCGCUCGCCAAGCCACACUGUUUGGAGAUAGUCCGCGCGGAAAGUUUUUUGGAGCAUACAGUCUGGAGCCGAUUAAUUGUGGCAUCUGUUUCUUUUUUUUGUUGCGAGGCGGAUGACUUACUUUUUUGCAUGUGAAGACUUUUAAGUCGAGCUGAGGAAUUGUCCAAGUCGUUUUCUGCUCAGAAUGGAAGGUAAAUUGACAAGUCGUUUGUGGCGAGGAUCACGGUGUGGAUCGUUCCGCAGGUAAAACGCGCUAUGACCUGAACGUGUGUGCGGCUGGAUUUAAUGUUCACAGCAACAUUUUUCAUUUUUAUUUGACGUACUCUCGAUAUAAUUGGGGACAGUUUUAACCCGGCUAGAGACAAUCCAAUAGGCCGCUUAUUUUUUAGUAUCGACAAAGUAGCCUACCUCCGACGUUUCCGCAAGUGGCACUUCGGGUUUGCCGUAGAUAGUUGUUUUUGUUUAUAAUUACUGCAACAUCACGCACCGAUUCGUUGAAGGAACUGAUCAUUUCCUUACACUGUCUUUGGACAUUUUAUAUAUCCCGCUGCUUCCUACAAACCCUGUAAACUGUUUGGCGCACGGAGCGCAUUCACUGACUGUUGGGCGUCCGUGUUCACCAAAACACCAAACCUGAAGAACUCUUUUUGCUUUAGCGUUCCUCUUUCUUCACCCCAGCCAAGCGAGCUCUUCACAAGAAAUCCGGAUAAAACGAGGAGACGUGUCUUCAUUGCAGCGGAAAAGGACAUCUUAAAUCCACCUGGCCUGCUCUGGGAUUAUUGGUGUGAUAUCGUCGGCAGAAAUUGGAUUUACAACUUCUAACGGACUGUGCUCCCUGAUCAAGCAGCAGAAUGAACCUGGGGCUGGGCUGUGUGUGUCGGCCGGGGAGCUGGCCCUAUGGCAGCUUGUUGGACUCCAGACACUGCGUCUUUGCCCUCACACUCCUCACACUCCUCAUGCAGGUGGUGGUGGAGGCCAACUCUUGGUGGUCUCUGGCCAUGAACCCUUUACUGAUCCCCGAAGCCUACAUCAUCGGGGCCCAGCCUCUGUGCAGCCAGCUGGUGGGCCUGUCGCAGGGCCAGAAGAAGCUGUGCCAGCUCUACCAGGACCACAUGCAGUACAUCGGUGAAGGUGCCAAGACCGGCAUCAGAGAGUGCCAGUACCAGUUCAGACAGCGGCGCUGGAACUGCAGCACUGUGGACAACUCUUCUGUUUUCGGACGGGUCAUGCAAAUAGGCAGCCGAGAAACAGCCUUCACUUAUGCCAUCAGUGCGGCAGGAGUGGUGAACGCGGUGAGCCGUGCCUGCAGAGAGGGUGAGCUCUCCAGCUGUGGGUGCAGCCGUGCAGCUCGCCCCAAGGACCUGCCGCGAGAUUGGCUGUGGGGCGGCUGCGGAGACAACCUCAACUAUGGCUACAGGUUCUCCAAGGAGUUUGUGGACGCACGUGAGCGGGAGAAGAGCUUCCCGAAAGGCUCAUAUGAGAGCGCCCGGCUGAUGAUGAAUAUACACAAUAACGAGGCUGGAAGGAGGACGGUGUCCGACCUUGCCAACGUGUCCUGCAAGUGCCACGGGGUGUCAGGCUCCUGCAGCCUGAAGACUUGCUGGCUACAGCUGGCUGACUUCCGAAAGGUGGGCGAAGCGCUGAAGGAAAAGUAUGACAGCGCUGCUGCCAUGAAGCUCAACACGCGUGGAAAGCUGGUGCAGAUGCACAGCAAGUUCAACGCCCCCACGAGCCACGACCUGGUAUACAUCGAGGCCAGUCCAGACUACUGCCUGAAGAACCAGAGCACGGGCUCCCUGGGCACAGUGGGACGCCUUUGCAACAAGACCUCGGAGGGCAUGGAUGGGUGCGAGCUGAUGUGCUGCGGCCGCGGGUACGACCAGUACAAGGCGCAGAUAGUGGAGCGCUGCCACUGCAAGUUCCACUGGUGCUGCUACGUCAAGUGCAAGCGCUGCACCAAAAUCGUAGACCAAUUCGUCUGCAAGUGAGAGGAGGAGUGAUGCCUUUGCUUGCAGACGAUGGGCAUACAUCUGUGUGUAUUCGUGAGCAGAGGAGCAAAGGAGUCGAACACAGAGAGAGAAUGGAAGAAAGAAACUAUAUAAAUUAUAUUUAUAGAGUUAAACAAUUAUGCCAUUGCAAAAAGACUGACUCUUUUUUUUUUUCAAAAAAAUCUUAUGUCUUCAGAAACUGAGAGUAUCGUGAAAUAUUUAUUUUUGAGAUUGUUAUGUUUUAUUUUGGCCCAAGUAUCACCAGCUAAUUUUAACCCAUUCAAGUGCCUACAACUGGCUGGAAAUCUCCCUCCACCAUUUAUCAAUAUCAGAAUAUCACAUUUGUCUUGUCAGAUGGGUCACACUGGUUGCGAAAUUGGACUCUGCUUCCAUUUCCAAAGAAGAGUAGUGUUUUAUAUUUGUGGCAUAGUUGAAUAUGAGGUCCUGGUUUGUUUACUGUUGAGAGGAAAACACAUGUGUGCUGUAGUGCAUAGAUGUGAUUUCAUGGGCUCAGUCCCAAACCAGCCUUCACCUCCUCACCAAAGUAUACUCGUCCUCUCCCCUCAUGUAGAGAAAGGAACACUGUUGGUCCGUGCAAGUCCUUGGAGUACAAUGGGUACAAUAAGAGGGUGUUUUGGGGAUUGGGCCUUUUAUUAAGCUGUCCCAGAAGCCUUAGAGUUCCCCAGGUGCUGCAACAAGCCCUCCACCAUUAUGCACUUUGAUACAGAGGCUAAAACCUGUCUGUGCGUGUCUGUUCAGCUGUUGUUGUUUUUUACUACCAUGCAUCAGCAAAUAUAUCAAUAUUAUAGCCUACAUUCUUUUCCAUAUUCAUUCAGAUUAUCCAUUUAACAUUAUUUUACAAUACUUAAUAUGGUUUGAAUAUAUAUGGGCGAUUGUUGUGGUUACAGUGGUGAAAUAUUCCAUGCUCUGUGUAUAUAGUAUGUCUAUCCAACCAAUCAGUAAACUGUAUUUAUUUUUUCUUUAAACAGAUCCUCCUCUAAGCUAAAAACAUAAAAACACCAUCUCCAUCAUAAAUCAAUAUUUAGUCAGACAACCUCAAGUUUUUUUAAGUCACUUUUAAAAAUGGUGUUCUCACUAAUGCGGCUCUUCACUGUUUUGUAAAGGGAAAUGCACCUUAUUGUUUCGACACACAAACUCUUUCUUCUCACUCAUGUUCAGCUUUACUGUUACACACGCAUGUAUAAAUAUAUAUCACAAAGUGUUGAGGUUUUUUUAUCAUCACCACAUAUUUUCAGUACCACUCCGUUAUCUGCUCGCUAUCCCUGUGAUGAUUCUCAAUAGACAAACUAUUUCUACCAAUCCAGAUAUGUAUAUUUAUAAGCUUCUCCGUGAAUUUGAGGUUUGUUUAACAUUAUGUGUUAUAGCUGAUAUUUUGUUACUUUUUACAAAUUGGCUCAAUGCUCUACUUUGUUUCAAUAAAUAUCAAAUGUAAAACCAG